UCAUUCACAGUUUCAUGCCCCCCGAGACAGCACAAAAACUCUACCUCCUUGCCCCCACCCCCAGCUACAUGAUAGAUCGGUAAAACCGUAAAAAAAAGAAAAGAAAAGAAAAAUUUAACACCCGAAGAAAUGGAGCUAGAUAGACCCCAUCAUAGAACAACUCCAGGCACAGCUAGCACAAGCAGUGAGCUCUUCGUCUGCUUCACAUCUCGCCUUUCUGCUUCAUCUUCAAUGAAAAUAGCCAAAUCUAUUCUAAGCCCAGGUCGGGCUCGUGACCCUCCAAUUUCUCUGCCUACAUCUCUCAGCAGGAGACUCAGGACUAAUGGAAGCAUCAAGGGCGGCCAAGCUUCUCCAAUGUUCCCCACGGGAGGGAAAAAAAGAGGCUGCGCAUUCGAAAACCCGGAACCUUCUUCCCCAAAGGUCACUUGCAUUGGGCAGGUGCGAGUUAAGACCAAGAAGAAAGUAAAGCAAACGAGAAGUUUGUCAAGGAGGCGAAGUACUGGGGAGGCGAGUUUUAGGAAAGUAGAGCAAUUGUCGAACGAUGACUUGAAAAUUAGUGGUGAAGAAUUAGGUGCUUCUAAUAGGACUCAGCAACAACAGAGGUAUGCACCACCGGCGAACUCGAGCUCCCAUUUUCAGCAGCAAGAAUGUCUACCACAGAGGAAUCAGAGGUGGGUGCAUUUGCCUGUGACGAUUUGUGAGGGCUUAAGGGCAUUUGGAGCUGAAUUUAGCUGCUUGUUUCCUUGCCGGUCAUCUUGUUUUUCGACAAAUGACAGGGAGAGAGAAGAGAAGGCUGGUAAUAUUGGGCAGGAAGGGCACGGGGAAGAGGGGAAUAAUGGUAAUGAUAAUAGUGGGCAGAGUUCAUGUGGGGCUGUAUUUGCCAGAUGGUUUGUUGCAUUGCAGGAUUGCGAGGGUGGGAAGAGUAGGGAAAUAGAGUUGGUUGUAGGUGGUGGAGAUGAGGAGGUCAGAACAGAGGCGAGGGAGAGGGCGUCAAUGAGGAGUUCAAGAAGGCAUGUUUUCGAGGAUAUGGAGUUUAAGGAAGAAAUGAUUGCAGUGAAGGGCGAGGAAGAAGAAGAGAAAGCUAGAGUGAGCAUUUGUGUCCCUCCCAAGAACGCUCUUUUGUUGAUGAGGUGUAGAUCUGAUCCCAUGAAGGUGGCUACUCUUGCUAAUAGAUUCUGGGAGUCCCCUGCUCCAAAAGAUGAUGAAAAUGAAGCAGAGGAGGAGAAUGGUGAAGGAAAUGGCGAAUUGGUGGAAGUACCUGCACAGGAUCUUGAAAUUGUAAACGAGGACGCCAAAAUAGAGGUGGAAGUAAGGGAUGAAGUGGUGGAACAGUUGGUUUCAGCUGAGAGCAAUGAAGAGGCAGAGGAGGAGCUGGAAAAAGAAGCAAUCUUGGCAAAUGAAAUGCAAGAAUUUGUUCAAGAAGAAGUUGAAGUUGAGAAGCCAAGCAAGCAUAGCAGCAAGGGAUUGGAAGUGAGCGAAGGGAAAAUGCAGGCAUUGAUGGUAAGUGAAGAGGCUGAUGAAGAAGAAGAAGUAGAAACAGGUUUACAUUCAUUUGAAGAUGAUUUAUUGGAUGAGGAAAUGGCAGAAAACAUGGAGAAAAAUCUGAUUCAAGGACAGGUUGUGGAAGAGGAGAAAGACGAACAGAGCAUGCCAAUUUCUUGUGAUUCAUUGUCCUCUGAAGAAAGCUCAGAUAGACAGGAGGAGGGUUCUGAAAGCGAAGCACUGAAGAAAGAAGCAACGGUAGAAUUCCUUCCUGUAGAAGAAGCUGCUCCGGAAGAAGAAAAUGAAGCAAAAACAGACGAGUCAAACAUCGAAGACGAGGCAGAAAUCCCACAUGAAACAUCUACAUCUUUGGAGGAGGAGGAAACAGAAAAUGAUGAAACAAAACAGAUGACCACUACCUUUUUGUUAUCUGAACCUGAUGAUGCAGAAAACGCCUCUGAAAGUGAAAAGGUCGAGCAAAUUGAAGCAGCAGAUGGGCAAGAAAGCCAAGAACCGCCUCAAGAGGAGAAUGACGAAGAUGUGGAAGUUGAUAAAAAUGAUGAAGCCAAAGGCACCACCAUAGAGAAAGAGACUAUCCAGGAGGAUAAAGAAAAGGAAAACUCAUCAUCAUCGUCAAAUGCGCUGCCGGAAUGUUUGCUAUUGAUGAUGUGUGAGCCGAAGCUGUCAAUGGAAGUUUCCAAGGAGACAUGGGUCUGCAGUACGGACUUCGUCCGAUGGUUACCGGAGAGGCGGCCGGCAGCAGCUGUCACCAACAAGAAAUUAGUCAACGCUCCACAGGACCCCAAGAAGGAAGUCAGCUGCACGGACUCCAAUCAUCCUCCCCCUCCUCCAAUGGGACCACAACCACACCCACCGCCGCAGGAGCUUAUGUCCCAACAGCAGCCGGAGAUUUUUCUGCCGCCGAGGUCUUCCUGCUCUCUGCCGGCGGCAGCAGCUGUGUCCAUGGCGGCCAUGAUUGAACAGAAGCUGGUGAACGCCGGGGGUUACGAGCCGUUUGUGUUGACCAGGUGUAAGUCCGAGCCCAUGAGGACGGCGGCGGCUAAGCUUAUGCCGGAGGCUUGUUUCUGGAAGAAUAGGAAGCUUGAGCCGCAUCGUAGUGCCACGUUCGGGGUCGGCGCGGCUGGGGUUGGGUUCUGAGCCGAGCCAAGCUGAGGUGGCAAAGGAUAGCGAAUCUGUAGUGUGUGGGUUAGCGUGGUACUGGAAAUUGUAUUAGUGUGUUUUUCUUUCUUUUAGUUUCAUUUUUUGCCCUUUUCUAUGAUAGUCGAAAACUCUAGUCAGUGUUGCUUUGCACAGGUAUCUUGGUAGUGUACUUUAUUUAGCAUGUUUGUACAUGAGAUGUUCCCCUUUUAGCAAUUUUGUUUUUUUUUCGUUUGUAAUGAAUUUUUGAGUAGUAAAGUAGUAAUUACUAGUA
Molecule: messenger RNA, 2914 nt
Organism: Coffea arabica (coffee)
Lineage: Eukaryota; Viridiplantae; Streptophyta; Magnoliopsida; Gentianales; Rubiaceae
Source: RefSeq, a predicted model, not a curated record